CGCCAUAUUGGAUUUAAAGGGGUCGCUGCUGGGGAUUCCGACAAAGGAACGAGAGGUGUGCGUGGGGGUUUUCUAAGUUUCAUUUUUAGGAAGUGUUUUUGAAGUCUGCAGCCAAAUUUAUGGUGCAUGUUUUCAUAGUUGGUGUAUCUGUGCUAAAGCCAGAAAAAUCGUCCGGACCGGGCGCAACAGUCGCGCCAGUGGUACCAGGGAGAGGUGAAGUUGCCAGAUGUGAUAUUUUGCAUUUCAUCAUCAAAGAGACCGGAGCCUGUGGAGUAUACCCAUCCCGGCAGAGAAUACUGGGGCGUCUGCGGGGCAGAAGAUGUCCGCCAUGCUGUACCCGCCGCGGGAGGAGCGGCUGGAGAAGCUCUCGCAGGAGGAGAUCAUCUCCAACACCAAGCUGGUGAUGCAGGGCCUGGAGGCCCUGAAGACGGAGCACAACUCCAUCCUGCACAGCCUGCUGGAGACCAUCAAGUGCCUGAAGAAGGACGAGGAGGCCAGCCUGGUGCACGAGAAGUCCGGCCUGCUGCACAAGUCUGUGGAGAUGAUCGAGCUCGGCCUGGGGGAGGCGCAGGUGAUGAUGGCGCUGUCCAGCCACCUGAGCUCGGUGGAGUCGGAGAAGCAGAAGCUGCGGGCGCAGGUGCGGCGGCUGUGCCAGGAGAACCAGUGGCUGCGGGACGAGCUGGCCAACACCCAGCAGAAGCUGCAGAAGAGCGAGCAGAGCGUGGCCCAGCUGGAGGAGGAGAACAAGCACCUGGAGUUCAUGAACCAGCUCAAGAAGUACGACGCGGACGUGCCCCCCCCGGAGGAGAAGGACGGGGAGCUACCGAAGGACAGUCUGGAUGACCUGUUCCCCAACGAUGAUGACGAGCAGGGCCAAGGAAUUAAGCCGCAGCACAACAGCGCAGCAUUAGCCGCUGCCCAGCAGGGGGGGUAUGAGAUCCCAGCCCGGCUGCGGACCCUGCAUAACCUGGUGAUCCAGUACGCCUCCCAGGGCAGGUACGAGGUGGCCGUGCCCCUCUGCAAGCAGGCCCUGGAGGACCUGGAGAAGACCUCUGGCCACGACCACCCUGACGUGGCCACCAUGCUCAACAUCUUGGCUCUAGUGUACAGGGAUCAGAACAAAUACAAAGAGGCUGCCCAUCUGCUUAAUGAUGCUCUCUCUAUCCGGGAGAAAACCCUGGGCAAAGACCACCCAGCGGUUGCGGCUACGCUGAAUAACCUGGCUGUGCUCUAUGGCAAGAGAGGGAAGUACAUAGAGGCAGAACCGUUGUGCAAGAGAGCCCUGGAAAUCAGAGAAAAGGUGCUGGGCAAGGACCACCCUGAUGUGGCCAAGCAGCUGAACAACCUGGCGCUGCUGUGCCAGAACCAGGGCAAGUACGAGGAGGUGGAGUACUACUACUGCCGGGCCCUGGAGAUCUACCAGUCCCGACUGGGCCCCGACGACCCCAACGUGGCCAAGACCAAGAACAACCUGGCCUCCUGCUACCUGAAACAGGGAAAGUACAAGGAAGCAGAGAUUCUGUACAAAGAGAUUCUCACUCGUGCCCACGAGAAGGAGUUUGGAUCUGUGGAUGCUGAAAAUAAACCCAUUUGGAUGCAUGCAGAGGAAAGAGAGGAGAUGAGCAAAAGCAGACAGAGGGACAACACACCUUAUGCAGAGUAUGGUGGCUGGUACAAGGCUUGCAAAGUGAACAGCCCCACCGUUAACACCACGCUGCGGAACCUUGGCGCUCUGUACCGUCGUCAGGGCAAGAUGGAGGCUGCGGAAACCCUAGAGGAGUGCGCCACCAGGUCCCGCAAACCGGGCUCGGACCCCGCUAAUUCGGCACGCAUGGUGGAGGUGCUGAAGGGUGGAGAGGAUGCUCGCAGGCGCACCAGCGGUGUGAAGUAUGACAGCAGCUCUGAGGGUGGAGAGGAAGUGAAUGUGGGCGUGGAGUGGAAUGGGGCUUAAACCAUCAAGCUUUUCCUCCACUCCUCUCUCCCACCCCCAACAAUCAUACCCAAUCAAAAGGAUGUCUUGGUGCUCCUUCUGGCCUUUUCCUCCAUAAGAAACCUUCUUCUUCCAUUCCUGGUGUCUUCAGCAACCCGCCCCUCAUUGCUGCUUCAGAUAAGCAUGGAGAUGGAUGUGUUGCUUCCUUAUCUCUCUGUCUCUGACUCUGACCCUCUCUGAUGAUGAAACUCAUUAGUAGCAGAAGUUUAACUUUGUGGGCACCAUGUCAGCACCGUGGUUGUAGUACCAUGUUAGUGUCAUCAAAGUGAAUAUGCUGCUUAUGCUCUUUGGUCUUGUGGUAAUGGUUGCACUGAUGCAUUCUUAAAUAAAGUGAUUUCUUUGGUGAAGAUGCUGGUCAUUUUCUUUGAGGCUUACAGUCUGAGAUGAGGAGCCAUGAGAUCAUUAAAUGAUUGUUAAUUUUCUCAGGGUUUGAGGUGUGGGGUUUGUUGUGUGGGGAUUGAUGUUUGGGGUUUGAUGUGUGUUUUAUGUCUGAGGUAAGUGCACGUGUUGAAGUUUAGGCCUUUUGACUAAACACAAGCUCUGCUGCACUGUUAGAGAGGGCAGCAGGAUUUUAUUAGAAACCUGCUGAAAUAUGGCUCUCAAAGCAUGAGAGUGAACCUCUCCCUGGAGAGAGAGAGAGAGAGAUACAGAGAGAGCGCAGCACAGAUCUGAGAGAGAAGCACAGAUCUAUGCGUCUGUCCCAGUUAAAAGACAGGCCUGGUGGUGUUGAUAAAGAACAUACGUUUCUGUACUGCACAACUUGCACCCAGGUCCACAGUUCACAUUCCUUUCUGUGACACUGAUUGCAGCCUCCACCGUGUCACUAUGAGGUCACUGUCCAUGGGGGUAGGGCGAGAGAGACAGGGCUUACUUUGCAGCCAUUGCUGAGAUCUGUGAGUCAUUUGUUAACCUUAAAACAGAGCUGGACAUGCCUGUUUCUGCCUGAGUAAAUCAUAGCUGCGCGCACAGCUGAACUGUACAGCGGGUGCAAAAAUAAAAAAGAGAGAGAGAGACUGUCUGUUGGCUUUGCCAGCCUUUGAUCCCUUUGUAUUUGCACAUACGUACUACACAUUUCACUCUUCAUUGAGAAUGUUUCCUGUUCAAAAUGUAUCAUUCAUUUAAUGUAUUAGAAUCUGUAUGGACACACAAUGGGACCUGCAGAAUGAUGGGUUUUCUUCUGGGUCCAGUGAGAGGUCUACAUGCUUUGGCAGGAGUUUUCCAGUUCCAGUCCAGCUCUGCUUGGCUUCAGCCAUGUAGCAGGGUAAAGCCACAGUGUUACCACAACAGCAAACCAGCCCUAAAGGAAGUUUAGCUGGAAACUUUGGACCGAGAGUCCUGAUAAUGUCCCCCUGUGUGUACCUUGUCUCAGUUUGAGCUUGGUUGCCAGGUCUGCCAUAGCCAGGUAGAAGAGUGCCUUAAGAGUGCCAUGUGCUGCCGGGGUUUGUGGUGGGUUUACGGGCAAAGGAUGCUGAACUUGGGGUG
Messenger RNA from Anguilla anguilla (European eel), 3472 nucleotides. RefSeq names its product kinesin light chain 1-like. NCBI's taxonomy places the organism in Eukaryota, Metazoa, Chordata, Actinopteri, Anguilliformes, Anguillidae. Gene Ontology annotation, biological process: microtubule-based movement. Gene Ontology annotation, cellular component: cytoplasm; kinesin complex; membrane-bounded organelle. The transcript has 14 exons. Bases 320 to 1951 code for a protein of 543 amino acids. The record is from RefSeq and is a predicted model, not a curated record. Gene Ontology annotation, molecular function: kinesin binding.